Molecule: messenger RNA, 477 nt
Organism: Papaver somniferum (opium poppy)
Lineage: Eukaryota; Viridiplantae; Streptophyta; Magnoliopsida; Ranunculales; Papaveraceae
Exons: 1
Coding region: 1-477 (158 amino acids)
Source: RefSeq, a predicted model, not a curated record
AUGGGUUUUGAAACUAAAUGGAGGAGUUGGGUGAAAUGUUGUGUGGAGUAUGUCAAGUUCUCUGUUAUUAUAAACGGAUCUGCAGCUGGUUAUUUCAAAAGAAAUAAAGGGAUCAGGCAGGGAGAUCCAUUAUCUAGUUUUCUUUUUCUUCUUGUUGGUAAAGCUUUGUCGUAUAUGAUAAAACAAACUCAGGAUAAGGGUCUUAUUUCUGGGUUUCAAACCGUGGAUGGAGGUAAGAUGGUGAGUCAUUUACAAUUUGCGGACGAUACUCUCAUUUUCAUUGAUGCUUCUAUUGAGCAAGUUCAACAACCCAGAUUACUUCGUAUCUCCAUUGAAUUGAUAACUGGUUUGAAGAUUAAUUUUGCCAAGAGUCAAAUUUAUGGUGUUGGUUAUGAAGGUGACUUGCAUCAAUUCUCUAGUAUACUGGGCUGUUUUUCAGAAACACUACGUACAACUUUCUUUGGUUUGCCUUUGUGA